Messenger RNA from Magallana angulata, 8153 nucleotides. RefSeq lists its product as uncharacterized. Lineage: Eukaryota; Metazoa; Mollusca; Bivalvia; Ostreida; Ostreidae. The coding region runs from base 216 to 3758 and encodes 1180 amino acids. The transcript is spliced from 35 exons. The record is from RefSeq and is a predicted model, not a curated record.
CGCAAAUCUCGUGCAUCUUGCGAGAAUUGCAUCUUCUUUCACUUCGGAAGCAGGAUAGAUAGGAUAGCAAUUUUUUAAAAGAUGUUUGCAAAAGAGAUUCCAUUCAAAGAUUAAAUAUGCAGUGAACUUCAACGUAUUUUUUUUGCUCAGUGAGUUUUAGUUUCGAUUUUAAACUUUUCCUUGUAGCUUAGCCGUAGAAAGUGUUUCCAAACUGAAUGCAGUCCAAAAUGUUACUGCAUGGAAGUGUACAGAAACAACCACAGAAGACUAAAAUCAUGGCCUCGCCAGAUGACAGAGCAGUUACUGGGAAAACGGCAAAGAUGAAGCCCCUGAAUUUCCCAUUGGAUCUGAGCACUGUGCCAACAGACAUGGCAGAUGUCAUGAAAGAAAUAAAAAAGCUGGCUGAAUCAAUGCUGUUUCAUUGGAGUGAGUUUCCAAUAGUACUGCCUCCAUCAGUUACAGACAUCAUGAAUGAAGAAGAAAUAAACUCCCAAAUAUUUAAGGACCUGUUUAAGGCCCCUGUUUUUGAUGAGCUGGAGGAAGUAGGGAUGACUCCUGAGGGUGGCCUAAAAAAGCUGUCCAAGAAACAACUGGAUGCCAUCUGGGAUAAGGGAGAGUUUGAUGUGGAUAGCUUGAACUUUCCAGGACAAGUUCACAAAUGGAGGCUUACUCAGCUGCUGCAGAAAGGCUCACUCAGAGCUCAUAACACCUUGCUGGAUGAUGCAGCCAUAUCUCUACGACUGAUGAUCAUCACUGCUAGGAACAGAUUCAGCUCCCAUUUCUUCAGUCUGACGAAGUCGGCCAGGGAGAUGGGUCGAGGCCUGUGGCUGAUUCUUGAUAUACUGAUUGGAAUGCCUUCUACAAGUCCAGGAGAUUUACAGUCCAAAAUACAAGAUGAACACAUGAAGCACCUUGUAGCAGAACUGGAUAUCAAGCCUAAGUACAAAAGCACCUUGGACAAAUUCUGUACCUAUGUAAAAACCAUGUGUGAAAAGCUCCAGUCAAAGAAUUAUCAGACAGCUGCAUUGAGGCCUCCUCCUGUCCCAUAUAUUUAUCAGACCCCAGGUGGACAAGAAAUUGAUCUGAGAUUAUUUAAUAAAGAUCUGAUCAACAACUGCCUUCCCAUACUGGGCAGUAUUCUAGAGAGAGGAGCCAGAGGCUGGCAUGUGCAAUACAGACAAAAGAUGAUGAGAGACCUGCAGGGUCAAGGGCUUUCAAAUGAAGAAAUUUCUGAGAAAAUCAAUGAUGCAAUAAUGAAGGAGUACUUAGACAGAGUGUUCAGUGCAAUCUCGACGAAUACAGAGCUGGAGAACUUACAGCCAGGAAUUGGUCUUCUCCUAGUGGCUCAAGCCAAAUCAGUGAUAGCUAUGAAGAAGGCAGUCAGCAAUGUGAAAGACAAGCUGACAACACAUAAACAGAGGUUGAAGGAUCAUCUGAAGCAAACUUACCCUGUGAAGUCAAGGAUUGUGGCAUGGGUCAAUGAACAGAUUGCAAGAUUUGAAGAGGAUUUCAUUGCCCAGAACCUGUGGUCGGCUCACGAGGAGGCCAUUACUCUGUGUGAACAGCAGGGUCUGAACCAAACGGCCUACUUCCUCAAGAGAGACCUCAACUUUAUCAAGGAGAGGGAAGCAGUAUUGGUAAAAGAACUCAGUAAGGUGAGAAUUCCAAACAGACGAUACACAUUCUCGACAAGAAUAUGGCUGCCAAAGAACUAUAUUGUGACGAAAAUUGAAGGAACAAGGCGAACUGUGAUUCAGACAAAAGUCAUACGAACUGAGCCUCCACCUGGAAGAACACCUGUGAAUGUGUCAUACAGCUUGGAGCGUUACUAUGGUAGGAUGACAUCAUCCAGGUACCCGUUCUGGAGGUGGUGGAACUACUUACAGAGAACCUGGGCGUGGUCCUGGAACUCUCUCUUCUUCCUCGGGGUUGUGAUUCCUUGGUACAGCCCCAUCAGUAUAAAGGCUUUGUUCUGGAUUAAACCAUUCAUUCCAGACAUAGAGCUCAGUCAGAUUGAUGGAAAUCUGUAUCUGAAAACCAGCUCAAAGACGGAGACUUUUGUGUCCAGGUUCCGGGCGUUGUGGCUCCAUGUAUUUAACUCCCGCAGGAAGUUCGAAGAAGCACCUGACAGAGGAUUCCUUGGUAAAAGCUUCACACGACACAUAAACAGAAUCUGGAACUAUUUCUUCAAGGGCACGCUGGGUUCCAUUUUGUUGACCUUGACCUAUCCCCUGAUGUGUAUCGGAGGGUCAGCCCUCUCCAUCAUAGCAGCCCUGAUGGUUCCCGUGUGGGUGCCAAUAGCCACUCUGCUGUUUCAUUUAGUAGGAGUACUGAUCUUUGACUUUGACAGUCCAGCUGACAAUAACAAGUUCUCCAUCGUGUUCGAGGCGACGAUCUACAGGAUGUUGAUUAUGGGCCUCCUCCAGCCAAUCGCUGCCUUAAUCACUGGCUCACUGCUGUGUCCAAUGGCUGCUCUCGGAGUAUCUGUGUUUGCUCUGGCCAAGAGAUUUGGGCGUGGCCUUUGGGACACUAUGAUGUAUUUCCUGGUCAUCCGGAGUAGGGGGCGGGUCCCGAUCAGCGAUGGUUUCGUAGCGCGGAGAAUUGCAGGUCCAGGCCUCGCUGCUAACCACUUCUUCCAGAUAAAACCGGAGCAGGCCCUAGCAGCCCUUGAAUCCAAGAUGGAGUUGGAUGAGCUGGAAGUCUGGAGAAAGAACCUGGAGACAAAAAUAGAGAUCCCAACGGAGAAAUACAAGAAGUUUGUGGAUCAAUGCUUUGGACCGUUCUCUGCCGGACUGGUGUCCGAUGGCGUCUACAGUCGUCUGCUCAAAGAAACGCAGUCCCUACAGAAAGACUUGAUGGUUAAAGUCAGAGAGAGAGAAGCCAAGCUUAAUACCGGGUUAAUGUCCAACAACAGCGACAAGAUUAAACUGCCGGAGAGAGAACUGAAGAUAACCAUCUUACAAGGAGCAAAGAUGCUGGAAAAGUUCUAUGUGGAACGCAUCUUCCCACUCCUCAAUAUGACAGAGGAGGAAUUCUGGGAGAGAAAACUGCUCGAGUUGAGAGAUUGGAGAGGUUUGACCAGUAAAAAGUUCUCGGAAAUAUUCUCCAAGGCCUUUCUUAUUCCCCUGGAUGAAUCAGACAACUUUUUCAGACUAGAGGUGAAGCAUCUGAAUCUGCGUCGGUACGCAGCCAUGUUGGACAGUGCAGACAUUAGAGAUGACCUUGACCUGGUAACAGAGGUCCAUUCACCCAGUGCUCUGCCUUUUGGUAAAUGGGAGGUAGUUGCACGAGCACCAUCUUUGGAUCAAAAUUAUUUUGACCCAAAUAAAGUUAUCAUCUACACGACCCGCUACCAGAUGAUGAGAUCAAGGUCCAAGCCAUGGAAACCCCGACGUAGAAACGUGACCUUUGAUCAGUUACAGAUACCCCUCCCGUUACCUCACCCAGGGGUCAUAGCUCUGUCUAUAUACAACAGAGAGCAUGAACACAGUCCCAAUAAUAUAGAAGAUGCCUAUUGUCAAAGGAUCCUGAAGGCCUCCAAAGAAGUCCCCUACAUUGACCUCGGGGAAUCCAUGACAGAGGAGGAGAUGGAGUUAGAGGCCUCCACCCCCGAGGAUGGUGCUGAGGGGGAGGGGGACUUCCUCCACAUCGCCCAGCAGGAACGGACCUUCUCGGAGGAGGACAUGGCCCGGCUACAGGACGUCAAACUGAAAGAGCUUAAAUUUGUAAAGGUCAUUUGUAAGUAUAAUUUUACCUAGAGACAUCAAUGUAUCCCAUAUUGGACAACAUCAUAAGUAGGCCAUGCAAGGGAAAUAACUCUGCACGUCAUUCUGCUACUGCUACAAGUACCGUACAUGUAUGUUCAUCGAUAUCUGACAUUCAAGUAUUUUAUAUAGGUAUGGUAUGUAAACACAUUAUCAUAUAUUUAUCUUUGUACUAAAAACAUUGUGUUGUGCAUCAGAUGUCAUAUAAUUAUAUAAGUUGUUUUGCAGUUUACCUUAUUUUAACUUGAUUUGCCCACAGUUGUGCCAAAGUACCUCAAAACGAUACCAGACUUUUUUUUUGUACGUAUAGUGUCAUGUUUAUAUAUUAUUCAUGUAUAAUAAGGUAAUUAAUGCAAGAAAUGUAUAAGCAUGUAAUAUCAAAGGAUUUUAUGAGUUGUGUAUUCAUUAUUUUUAAAAUUUAAGUCUAUAAUGUACUAAAUUGAUAUGAUUUGUGCUGUGUACAUAUCAGUUAGCUUCGUCAAGUCUUCCAGGCACUGUGUAUGUGGGUACCAGUAUUUUAUAAAUGUUAUUAUAAUUUCAUGAAUCGAUCCAUGAAGGCAACAACCAGUUUUUGGACAAGUAAUUUCCAUAACAUUGAUGAGUUUCUCUUUGAAAAAACCCCAAAACAAAACAUAUAAAGUCUGUCAUUGGAAUUUUGUUAUUAUUGGUUGGAUUACUGUAUGUUCCUUAAUUUACAUGAGUACUUAAUUCCGCAAUUCAGCCGUUUUAGAUCAAAUCGCGAGAACAUAAUAUCGCGAAUGCCAAAUUUUUCUAAUAGUUUCAUGUAGUUUACAUCUGUCCGAAAAAAUAAAAGCGAGAUUAAAAAAUUCAAAUUUACUUCUCGCGAUUUUACAUGGAUAUUAAUUCCUCACGUUUAAUUAGGAAUCUACUGUAACAGUAUAUUUGAACAUUUUCUUCUUGUUACAUUAAUGGAAUGUUAAUAUACAUCCACUUGUAGAUUUCUGCAUGCACAGUAAAUGGACAAAGUUAUUGUUAGUUGUGCUGCUUUGGGAAUAUAAAUGCACUCAAUGAAAUACAUGUAUUAACAUUAAUUUCUUUUUUUAAAAGGCAUGCUUUCGUAAAGACUGUAUACUUGUUUAAGAAUGUUUUACAGGUUAAUUUUUUCAGAGUUGUGAGAGAGUUUUUUAAUUUAUUGUUAGUCUUAAGAUUUAUUGAUGCAGAAUGUUAUUUUUGCCCCCAUGUCUGAUGAAAAUAUAAGCUUUGAGAAUCUGGUGAUAUUUUUAUAUGCUUGUUUUAUAUAGAUAUUACUCAAAAUACUUUUAUCUUUAUACACUAUUUUAGAUCGAAAGUAGUGCUUUGAAUUUUUGACAGGCAAUUUACAGGUAAUGGUGUGUUGCGAAUGUAAAAGUGUGAAUUAGAUAAUUGAAUAAAGACAUGUAGACUAGUUAAUAAUUAAAAAUUUUAUCAUCUUCAUGCAGUUUGAUACUAUAAUCUGUCCAAAAUUAUUGUUUUUGUCACAUUUGGAUGAUUUUUAAUGAAAAUGCACAUACUUACAAAAAAAAAAACAAUUGGAAUAGAUGAAAUGGAAAAUACCCAAUAUUUCUUUAUCGAAUUAUCUUUAUUUUUCACACUUAAAAAGCACAGGAAUGGAAACAGAUUUCUUUUUCAAUGAAAAUUAUAUUUACAUCUGCAGCUACAAAAAAUUCUUCUUUUAUUCAUUUUUCGGGGAAAUCUGAUACCUCAUGAAUUUUUAAAAAAAAAUAUGUUUAUUUACCGUCAGUUGUUUUCAUAUUGAUGUAUGUUGUUUUAUGUGCAUUUGUUAGUAUUAAAAUGUACAGUUUAAGACCCUUGUCGCAUAAUUUAAAUGUGGUGUAUAUUUCUGGUAUAUUAGGGGGGGCUUUUUAUUUGGGAAUGGGUGUUUUUAAGGGUUGCCUGUCUUGAAUGCAGAAACAAAAAAUUAUAUGGAAAGAAGGACAAACUCUAUAUACCGGGUAUAUAUUUACAUGUAUACAUAUAACAGAAGCCUGAAUUGAUAUUUUUUUCAAAAACAAUACUGAAACUUGUGGAUAUAUCAGUGUGGAGAUGUGGAUUUAGUGGAUAAUAAAGCUAUAUGUGCAUAGUAAUCCAACUGAAAUUCUAGUACCGGUACAUGUAUUGUUACAUUAAUCAUACUCUGAAGAGCAUACAGUUAUCAUCAUGUUUUUAUAGUGUUUUAUUUUCAGUUAUCAAAAUUUAAAAUACUGUGGAGUCAUCAUUGUUUUUGGGGGACCAAUGUUCUUGGCUUUUGUGGGCAACUCUUACCACCUAUACACAAUCAUUUGUUUAAUAUUUAUCAAAAUUAUCCUGAUUAUAUACCAAUGAAGUUACGUCCCCAUGAACCAAGAAAAUUUUGGCUACCCUCAAAUAAAAAUGAUUCCAUAGUUUACCUGUUCACUGAUACACACUUGUGAGGCUUGCUUGUAAAACUUGCAUCGCAGUUCUUGAUCCUUACAUUGAUGGAAGACAGGGUAUCAUUCAUGAACUUCAUAGACUGCAUUCAAGAUUAUAGUAGCUAUUUUGUAAAUCAAUGCAUUCACUGUACAUAUAAAGUUCUAAAUUAAUAUUUUAGGAAAAAGAGAAAGAGGUAAACUUGUGACCAUUUUGUGCAAUUUUUGGUUCGUUUACAUGUAUAAUAUGUCAAUCCAAUUAAUCAAUUAUGCAAACAACAGGGAAUUUUAUUAAUGACAGUACGUUUAUGAUAAUAAAAUAUCCUCCCAAAAUGGCAGAACGUAUUAUCAGAAAGCCAUAGCCAGUCUAGCAUAAACUCCAUGACCGGGAAAGCUUAUUCAAAUUUUAUUAUUAUUCUCAAUCCACAAGUAGGUAGGCAAUACUUCUCAGCUUUUGGACAUAUGAAUAUGAAAUUAAUGUAUAUUAAAAACAUGCAGUUUUCAAUAGAUGCUUGCAUAAGCAUUAUGAAUUAUUCAUAAAAACGAAAAGAAUUCUGCAACUUGGCACCCAGUAUGUAAAUGCGAAAUUGGCAAAGAUUUUCAUUGGUGAGCAGAAUGUGGUCUACUCUAUAGCCUUGUGGGCAAAUAGUGGACUAUCUAUAGCCUUGUGGGCAAAUAGUGGACUACUCUAUAGCCCUGUUGGCAGAUAGUGGAUUAUUCUAUAGCCCUGGAGGCAGAUAGUGGUCAGAAAUCUUGAGUGCAGUCCUGUUACAUUUUUUGUUCUUGUUUUUCUAGUUUAUGUGUUUAUUUGUUUCAGAAGUAUGAAUGAGGACCUUUGUGCAUGUUGGACUCAGUUUUGUCUUGAGGAGUUUCCGGUUAGAAGAUUUUUGUGUGAACUUUUUUGAGUAGAGUGUUGUGUACAUGUGAUUUCAGCUGCUGUGUACUGGCACUUGCCUGCUUACUGGGUAUUUCUGAUCCUGUUGAACUUUUGCUCUAUGUCUAUGUCCAUGAUUCUGCAGAAGUGUUAUUUAUUUUGUUUAAAGAUUUUAAUUGCUUUUUGUUUACCACUUUCCUGUUUUAUUUUCAUGUUGUUUUUUUUUCUUUCCCCAUUACUGGCAACAUUGUUUUGACCCUUCCCAACUACUAAACAAAACCUGUUCAAGACCUUUUUAAUGCAAGUCUUACUGUACGGUAGUUAUAACCAACAACACGCAACAGAUAAGUAUUUACAAUCAAGUCUUGCUUGUAUAUUGUUGUUGUGUCUAGAUUGAAAAUCGAGUCCUUUUCAAUAAGUGCUUGUGAUUACAAGUAAAACAGAAACUGGUCAAGUGAUAAAAUGGUCGCUUUAUACAAUAUAUUGGGAUGGAUAAGACUAGUUGUUUUAUGGACUAACCCAGAAUUUCCAGAGUUAAUAUAAAAUUGUUAGUACAUGUACUAUUUCAUGUACAUCACAUAACUGUUAAACAUGUCAAUGUAAAACAAUACAUGUAUAUGUAAAAACACAAAUAUAGUCCGCUUGUUUUAAAACAAUAUUGAUGUAAUUUUUAAUAAGAAAAUUUAAGGUUCACAUACGUACCAAUUGCUAUUUCACAUCUGUUUCUGCACAAGAGUGCCUUUUCAGUUGGUGGUUGUGACCUGAAAUUUUGAUCAAUGUUGCUCUACUUUUUCACAAUUAAUAUGUUAAUUAGACUGCAUAACCUGGAAGCUUGACUCAAUUGCCUAUGUGAUAUAUUUGUACAACUGUUAAUUAAACCACAAGUAUAACUCUUAUUGCAUAAUCUGUUUCUGACAGCAUAAUUUUCUGUGCAAUUGUUUUCCACGUAUUAUUUUUCUCUUUUCUCACUGUAGUUAUUGUCAAAAUUGAUAACAAUGGAUUUUUUGUUUUGUUAUAGUUAUAAUUUUUCCACAUUUACAUGUAUUAAGCUUCAUUACAAUGUCUAUAUUACUGGCAAGCACUGGAUGUAAUGACUUGUAUGAAAUUGAUAAUAAACCUUUCACAAAA